GGCAAGCCCGAAGGCCCUCCUGGCUCCGAGGGCACGUUGUACCCUGUACAUCAUGCUGACACUCCCCUGUUGGUUGUUUGUAUGGACCGAUUGGUAGCCCCCUUACCUCCCUUUCUGGUCGUGAUUCCUCUCUGGUGCGCCGCCAGUUAUGUUGAUAAAACACUUCCAGCGGCCUUAAUCGGACCUACAAGCUCUAAAUCGCUGACUUAAAUCCGGUUUGAAGAGAGAUUUCUCAAGGAAUAGCGUAAAGUGCCUCCGCUCCGGCCGUCCCAGGGGAGAAUAAAUUAGCAACUGCCCCCCGGCCCUCGAGGUGGUAUUUCCUCGUCCUAUAUAGUUUGCAACCGAAUGACCAAGAUCUAAACAGUUAGUUUACUUGUCAAAACUUCACUAUGCCAUUCCGCGACUUCCAAAAGUCUUCAAAGGACAUUCAACUUCUCUCCGAACAUAUUCUGGCCGCUGAAUGUGAGGUCCCUGGUGGAGGCUAUAAUCAUAGCGAGAUGGAUCUCGACAAUUGUCUAGGUGAUGACAAUGGCAAUUUCCAGUGGGGAGGAAGGAACUUCCACAGCCACGCUCAUAAUAUCAUAUUUCACCCUGACGAGGGCGUUGCCCAUGUGCCUGUCCUUCGGGCAGACCUUGACGGCGGAAGCAAGCAGAGUAAUGUGAACCUGGGCGAGAGAAUUGGCAAUGUCAACGGCCAUCUGGUGUUCAGGUGGUAAGUCUUCUUGUUAUGAAGCAUUGAAGAUUUCCUGAUGAUAUGUAGAAGAGGAGUA
Molecule: messenger RNA, 770 nt
Organism: Coccidioides immitis RS
Lineage: Eukaryota; Fungi; Ascomycota; Eurotiomycetes; Onygenales; Onygenaceae
Exons: 2
Coding region: 390-716 (108 amino acids)
Source: RefSeq, a predicted model, not a curated record